AAAAUUGACGAAAGGGCAAGAGCAGACUUGACUCAAGAGCGUUUACAUCUUGAGUCAGCGUAUGCCAAGUCCUUCUGGAAGAAUGAUCGAAGAGUUCUCGCGAUGAACGGACAUCACCACCGGCAACCGGCAACACCACCGCUCGGCUUCGAUCUUCACCCCCGAGCACCGAACCACGGAUCAGCAAGACCCGCCCUACCCCUGGCAAAAUUAUGUGAGAAAUCUCUGAAAAGAAGGGAGGCACGAAGAAACAUGGAUCGGGGAAUUCGGUUCGUUUGGGAAAGUCGUUCCACGAGACAUGCACACGUCAUUUUCGACAUCGAUGAUGCCAAGUUGCAUCUGUAAUGGCAACAUUCUGACAAGGAAAGACGCACAGAUGAGUAAUAUUGAAG
Messenger RNA from Aureobasidium subglaciale EXF-2481, 392 nucleotides. RefSeq lists its product as uncharacterized. NCBI's taxonomy places the organism in Eukaryota, Fungi, Ascomycota, Dothideomycetes, Dothideales, Saccotheciaceae. The record is from RefSeq and is a predicted model, not a curated record. Bases 103 to 345 code for a protein of 80 amino acids. The transcript has a single exon.